AUGGUUCUUGAAGCUACUAUGAUUGCAAUCGACAACUCCGAGUACAUGCGUAACGGAGACUAUCUCACCACUCGUUACGACGCUCAGCUUACCGCCACAGAGUUCAUCUUCCAGAACAAGCUCAAUUCGAACCCAGAGAAUACCGUGGGUUUACUCUCGUACGGUGGAUCGGGGCCUCAGGUGCUCUCUACGCUAACAACAGAUUUCGGCAAGAUCUUGUCGGGAGCACAUGGAACAAAGAUUGAUGGAGACAACCACUUCUCCAGUGGAAUCCAGGUGGCCGCGUUAGCAUUGAAGCAUAGACAGAAUAAAGUACAGAGCCAAAGGAUCAUUGUGUUCGUUGGCAGUCCGCUCAAGGAAACAGAGAAGGAAUUGGAGAAAUUGGCCAAGAAGAUGAAGAAGAAUAACGUUGCCAUCGACGUGAUCAACUUUGGUGAGGAGGCAAUCAACACCGCCAAGCUAGAGAAGUUCCAUGCGGCCGUGAACAACCACGACAAUUCCCACUUGGUCACUGUGCCUGCGGGCUCGCGUCUAUUGUACGAAGUGAUUGCUUCAUCUCCUAUCUUAGUGGAAGACGGUUUCGACAUGGAUGGCGCCGCUGGAGGCGAGUUCUUUGGAGGCAUGGAUCCUAAUAUGGACCCAGACUUGGCAUUGGCAUUGCGUCUCUCUUUGGAAGAGGAGAAAUCAAGACAGGAACGUGAAGCAGCAGAAAAAAACAAGCAGGCGGGUAACUUGGAUAAAAUAGACGAGGAUGCCGAAGGCGAAAACAAGGAUGACAAAAAGGGGGAGGAGAAGAAGUAA
This is a messenger RNA of Candidozyma auris, 801 nucleotides long. RefSeq names its product proteasome regulatory particle base subunit RPN10 (gene RPN10). Gene Ontology annotation, cellular component: proteasome regulatory particle, base subcomplex; cytosol; nucleus. Gene Ontology annotation, molecular function: polyubiquitin modification-dependent protein binding. Gene Ontology annotation, biological process: proteasome-mediated ubiquitin-dependent protein catabolic process. Bases 1 to 801 code for a protein of 266 amino acids. NCBI's taxonomy places the organism in Eukaryota, Fungi, Ascomycota, Pichiomycetes, Serinales, Metschnikowiaceae. The transcript has a single exon. The record is from RefSeq and is a predicted model, not a curated record.